CAAACCAGAUCUGCGACCAGGGUUAAGUUUAACAUACCGUGCCGGGUCCUCGACUUGUCUCUAUAAAACCGUCCAAUUAGACGCCUGUUGACGCCUAUAUAGCUCGUUGGCGUGCCCUUCCUGCGCUUUGAACUCCCCUACUCCGCGAUCAUGUCCUCCCACUCCCACUCCCACCCCGUCUCCUUGCCUAGCAUCCAGGAAUUGUUUCCAGACCAUCUCUUGAACCAGAAGUCCCCUAGACAGCAACAUGGAUAUCGUCAUCGUUCCUCUCCAGGUCCCGCAGUAGACGAUCGACCGUCCUCGCACGAUGGUGCCCGUCGUAUGACCUACUCCGGCCAUAUCCCUCGUGAACGUCGCCCUCACAUGGUACAUCAUGUCGAGGACCAGACUGAGCCCUCAAGAUCACGCCAUUUAUAUCGCGAGCCAGAUCAUGUUCCCGUUUCGUCGCAACACAGAAACCGUGACGUCUAUGCGACACCAUCAUAUCCGGCUCCACGUUCGACCCACCGUGAACCUUCAUACACUUACCCACCACCUCCAGCUCCAACAUCUAUGCACGGGUCAUAUGCUCCUCACCCUUCUCGCUCGUCGCACUCGUUUGAAGUUCUUCGCUCGACCCCUUCGAGAGAAUCACUUGAGCCUCUUGCGGUUGGUUCAAGGGUUGGCCGACCUCCCCGGGAGUUAGGCUCUGUUUCAUCCUCUCCAUAUUAUCAUUCACCAGCGCCUGGUCCUUCUCAAAUAUACGAAGAUGAAUUGGAUGACUCUGAAGAUGGCUCACCUGCUCACUCGCCGUCUUCCCUCCCGCCAAAUUCCUCGGAAUAUGAGGUUUAUAUCCCGGGAGCUCGUGCUCCAGCCGAACGCAGCAGUGGCUCGCACCGCAUCGAUCGUCCAAUAGACGAUGGAAAGAGGCAUGUCUGUACUCUCUGUUUGAAGCGGUUCAAUCGUCCAAGCAGUUUGGCUAUCCAUGCGAACACACAUACUGGAGCAAAACCUUUUAAAUGUCCAUACCCUGGUUGUGGCCGGUUGUUCAACGUGAACUCUAACAUGCGGCGACACUAUCGCGCCCACUCGUCUACGGACUCUCCCUCAUGGUCGCCGACGGCGAUGUCGAGCUCCUCGUCGACGUCGGGGACCGAGUACCAAUUCAUUCGCUUCCCUUCCCCCGAGUCCCACAUCUCUGAAAGCGACCGCGAUGAGGAGCGCCGUGGCUACCAGCAUGGAACUAGUUCGGGUUGGGAAUCUGCCUCAGGUGCAUGGCAGGGUUAUGACGUGCGGCCGCCCAGGGGUGAGGGUUACAGUCAUGCCGAGAGGGAACGGGUCCCUCCGACGUGA
Molecule: messenger RNA, 1332 nt
Organism: Stereum hirsutum FP-91666 SS1
Lineage: Eukaryota; Fungi; Basidiomycota; Agaricomycetes; Russulales; Stereaceae
Exons: 7
Coding region: 151-1332 (393 amino acids)
Biological process (GO): regulation of transcription by RNA polymerase II
Cellular component (GO): PcG protein complex; transcription regulator complex
Molecular function (GO): DNA-binding transcription factor activity, RNA polymerase II-specific; RNA polymerase II cis-regulatory region sequence-specific DNA binding
Source: RefSeq, a predicted model, not a curated record